GUCAUAGCAGCCCAAAUGCGUUGGUAACUGAAGUAACGUUUAAGUUCUGCUAGCUCUUAAAAUCUGAAGAAAUAGAAAACAAAGGAACAUGCAUGUUUCAAGGCCAAAGUCCUCUAAAGGUCGCAACAGAAACAAACUGUCUCAUUCCCAAAAUGCAGACUCUACAGGCUUCCAUCCCUCACCUCUGACCCCGCGACCCCCCUUGCGUGAUCGCUGUAUGCGUUCACGGGGCUUCCUUGUCAAGCAGAGCAGCCUGAGGAGCACCAAUGAGAUCCCAGAGUUGGUGGAGGCCAUAUCAGCCCCGAUGCUGACCCUUAACAAAUACAGGGUCCUGCCCUCCAUUGAGAAAAAGUCAGAACGGGAGCAGAGCCUAAUGGGCAUGGAGGAGAAGACCUCCAAGCUCAGUCUGUCGGACAACCUCCUGCUCCAGUCGCGGCUCCUUCAGCGAGAACAGCACCUCUCCUCCAUCCAGACGUGUGCCACGUCCAAGAGCAACUCUGAGAUGGGCGCGGUGUCUGAGGUCCUGUGUAGGCCAGGCUCACCUUUAGCCUACCUCGAGUCACCUGAAUACCCAACAGUAGAGAUGCCCCUCCACAAUCAGGGCAGCUUAGUGCUAGCCAUCCGGACUCCAUGCGGGAGCAGGAUCGAGCAUCAUUUCAACCCCGACAACACCCUGCGAUCUGUCAUUGCUGCCGCAGAGGCCAGACAAGGGAGACGGUACAGACGCAGCCGAGUUGAAACUAUGGACAUGCCCCGUAGAACGUUCACAGAUCUUAACAUGACUCUAGCUCAGUGUGGCAUUCUCAACAGGUCGGUGCUAUGCAUUUCACAUGAGGAUUUGGGGGAUAAUUGAUUCUUUUAUUUUUGAAAACUUUCUGAAGCUGAAGUCAUAGACAUUAUUUUUGUAUUAUGUUUUAAGAGAAAUUGUAUAUUAAAUAUAAAAAUGAUUAAAUGAA
Clupea harengus (Atlantic herring) is the source of this 956-nucleotide messenger RNA. RefSeq names its product UBX domain protein 10 (gene ubxn10). Lineage: Eukaryota; Metazoa; Chordata; Actinopteri; Clupeiformes; Clupeidae. The record is from RefSeq and is a predicted model, not a curated record. Gene Ontology annotation, molecular function: protein binding.